Molecule: messenger RNA, 408 nt
Organism: Talaromyces rugulosus
Lineage: Eukaryota; Fungi; Ascomycota; Eurotiomycetes; Eurotiales; Trichocomaceae
Exons: 2
Coding region: 1-408 (135 amino acids)
Source: RefSeq, a predicted model, not a curated record
AUGAGUGAUGACGCUCCAUUAGGAUACUCUGUUCCGCCAUUCCCCUCUCUUCACCUCCCCGUCAUCGGGGUACCCGAAAACCAAAACUAUCUUUACCACUCCACGGACAUAUGGUGGUUUACACUCUGCUGGACUUUGAUUCUGCACGGCGGAACCCAUUUUAUAGUUGCAUUGUUUGCAUUUGCCAUCCAAUGGAAGAAUUGGCGAACUAUGUGGGCUGUGCCCGUUGCGUACCUGGUAAUAUCCAACCUGGAAGCUUUGCUCGCAGGUAGUUUGGUUGGAUUAAUCCUCGGUUGGGUUUAUGAAGCGGGUAAUUUCGCCAUGACAACAUGGGUGCCUUUAAUCUGGGCUGUUAUCAAUGUCUUGGUUGUCAUCGUCUCGAGUUUUCCCAUGCAAAGCGCCAUUUGA